Mercenaria mercenaria is the source of this 2589-nucleotide messenger RNA. Its product is annotated as E3 ubiquitin-protein ligase TRIM71-like. The record is from RefSeq and is a predicted model, not a curated record. The coding region runs from base 272 to 2236 and encodes 654 amino acids. Lineage: Eukaryota; Metazoa; Mollusca; Bivalvia; Venerida; Veneridae. Gene Ontology annotation, cellular component: nucleoplasm; chromatin. Gene Ontology annotation, biological process: positive regulation of DNA-templated transcription. Gene Ontology annotation, molecular function: zinc ion binding; ubiquitin-protein transferase activity. The transcript has a single exon.
GCACUUUAUAUUGGAACUGACUGAAACAAAACAUGAAAACCUUUAAGCACAGCAGCAAAAAAAAAUUCUAAUAAAAGAGUAUAAAUAAGUGCUAAAACCUUCUUAGUAGAAAAACUGGAUACUAAAAUUUGUUAAUAAAUAUGAAGAAUAAAAGUUCUGAAUAUAUAACAUUAAAUACGAAAAUCAGAAAAAAAAGACUAAAAAAAGAUAACUGCUAAAUAACGUGAUGAAUUUCUUUCUUUGGAGAAGUUUGCUGCUACAAACUAUGUAAAUGAGUGUACAUUCAGUGAAAUAUUACGACGUUCAAAGGGUGCUUGACAGAAUGGCGAGCCGAAACAGCUUCCGGCCCAGGACAAGUCACAGUGCAAUACCAGACUUGUCCUAUAAUCCAUCCAAACUGGAUCGAAUGCGGGAAUACACAUCGGCUCUCUCUCCAAAAACUGCUCGGAACUUUUACACACCAGGGCUUUCAGCAAUGCAGUCAGUAAAACCCAAACAUUCUAAAUCGCCGACACCGACAUUGUCUAAACCGCACAAACAGGCAAAGUCUAUGAGCACAGAAAUCUACUGUGGACCAUGUAGCCGAGACAAUUUUUACCAUGAAGCUGCAGGAUAUUGUGUAGAAUGCAGUGAAUAUUUCUGUGAGACUUGCAUCAAACAUCAUAAAAACCUCAAGAUAACAAAAUAUCACACAGUGAAAGAUCGGCGAAAUAUGCCAAAGGUGAAACAUUACAUCCAGGAAGAUGAAACUGUUGAAAUCUGUGACUUACACCUUGGUGAACUGCUUCGGUACUUUUGCAAGAAUCACGACGAACCAUGCUGCUCUAUUUGCGCCACACUGGACCAUCGACAGUGUGACAAACUUGUAUACAUUCCAGAAAUAGAAGCGAAGCAAACCAACAAAAACUGUCUUACCAUGAUCAAACGUAUGACCAGUCUUACAAACCAGUUUGCCGAAGUGAAGGAGGGCACAGAAAAAUGUAUCAAAUCCCUUGAAGUGCACAAAAGCGAUCACGACAAGAAAAUUACAAAAAUACGCCAAGACAUACUGGAUCUACUUCAUGCUUUAGAAACAGAUGCCACAAGAAAUAUGGAAAAUCUUUAUGAAGAUGAGAAAGGUUUUCUAACAUCCAGAAUUGAGGCAUGUAAUGAAGCGAUCAGAGCUCUACAAACUGCAACAAGCAAUCUGGAUAUGGCAAAGCAAAAUGGUAUUGAAAGUAAGAUAUUUCUUCAAAUGAAGAAACUUUCGAAGCAAGUUUCACACUAUGAAUUAUUCCUGGCUGAUGUUAAACGCAAGAACAGCGCACCACUAAAGUUCUCCUUCAAACCUGAUCCUAAAAUAAAAGAGUUCACAAAGUCAACGGAAGUGUUAGGUUCAAUAGAAAUUCAGAAAAAGCCGCCAAGGACUGCCACACUUCUGACUCAGUUCUAUGUUAAAUCGCAGGGUGACAAGUAUCAAGUCUGCGACAUUACAGGAUCAUGUAUACUACCCGAUGGACGUAUAGUUCUUGCAGACAUGUAUAAUGAGAACUUGAAAGUGGCUGAUUCUAACUUCCAUCUGGUAACACAGACAAAACUUUCCAGUGAACCAUGGGAUAUCUGUGCAAUAUCAGAUGAUCAAAUAAUUGUCUCCCUUCCCCGUGAGAAGAAGCUUCAAUACUUCACCAUCAGUUCAACAAUUCAUCCCGCUAAAAAGAUCGGAGCAAGUGUACCAUCAGUGAAAAACAGCCAGUAUUACGGGGUUGCUUACCAUCAGGACAAACUCUAUGUCACGUGUCCAAAAGACGACCCACCAAAUAUCAAAAUUCUCGAUAUGCAAGGAGCUCAACUUCGAGAAAUUGCAGCAACCAGUCAAGACCAAGAACAGAGCCUGUUCAGUGACCCGCUCUAUAUUGUAGUGAGGCAUGAUGGGAAGAUGGUUUAUGUUUCAGACAGUGGUAACCAGUCUAUCAUCACUGUUGACUUGAAAAAGGACGGAACAAACACCGAGUAUGCCAUGCCAUUGGCAAACCCACCAGGGGGAAUAACUUCUCAAAUUGAGGGGGAUAUAUAUAUCUGCGGUUUUAAGACCAACAGCAUUCAUGUUAUGAACAAGCAAGGUGAAUUCCAAGAUGAAAUCAUUGGAAGUGAAGGGGGCUUGUACAGCCCACAGUCAAUGGCCUACUCUGGUACAACAAAGCUACUUAUCGUGACAAUGCAAAAAUCUGACAUGGUGAAAGUCUUCCGCAUUUCAUAGUUUUUUAGCUACCAGUACCCGCCUAAGUUGGUGUGAAAAAUCUGAAAACCUUUUUGACAUCAGGCGUAUAUCUGGCACUGAGAAGUGACACAUGAAGUGAAAACAGACUACAUAUAUACUGAACAUUUGCAAAACCCAUUAAAACUGACACUACUGUUCAUUACUGAAAAAUCAUAUCAGGUGUUUUACACCUUUUAAAUUAUUACUUUAGUAUAGUUUUCUAUUUUCAAUGUUAUUAAAGUUAUACAUUCAGUUUAUCUUACAAAAUUUAAAUGAUUUUUGAGAGAACUUCAUUUUUUCUGAAAAUAUGUUUGAGUUUUUAAACACAGAAAUAAAAGUGAUAAGGCCAAAAA